CCACCAGUGAAUGUCCGCCGAAGCGGUUCAUGGUGGUUAUUCUUCACCAUGAUUUGGAAGCUACUCCUGAUUUUGGUUUUUGCUGUGGGACUUCUGUCACAGCUCACAGAGACGUCCAAAACAGAAUUCAAACGACGUGGUUAUGUAAUUACAACACCCAAGAUUCUUCAUGGUGUUAAGCCUGAAGUUUGCUUAAUUGUGUUUGAUCCACCAGGAAGUGGCAAUUUGAAAGUGUCACUUCAUGAAAUACCUUCAGGCACCGUUCUUGCAGAGACUUCUGACGUAAUUACUCCAGAUGGUGGUCUGUUACUUUCUUGUUCUCGCCUGCCUGUUAAUAAUGUUAAAGUUAAACAGGCUGAGCUACAAGUACAAGUUGACUUCCCAUUAAAUCCACAUUUUGAGAUUAAGGAAAAAAGAGAAGUACAGAUUGCUUCUGCAGGAGUACUUACUUUUAUUGAAACUGACAAGUCAAAAUAUUCACCUGGUGAAAAAGUUCACAUUAUUGCUUUAUGCAUUGAUGUCGAUCUGUAUCCUGUCCAAAAACAGUUGAAUGUGAAAGUGGAAGAUCCUGAAGGGACCAAAAUAGCAGAAUGGUUAAACGUAACAACAAGAAAAGGAAUUUUUACCCAAGGAUUACUGCUACCCCAAGAACCAGUGCUGGGCUUUUGGAAAAUAAUUGCAGAAUUAGACAACAGAAUUACAGAAGCAACAUUUGAUGUUGAUGCCAUUGCUCCCACAAAAUUUCAUAUUGUUGUUAGUCCUCCUCCAUAUGUGCUGGCGGAUGCUGACCAUUUUACAUGGAAGAUUUGUGCCAAGCAUAUUUAUGGUGAGAAUGUUGAAGGUACUCUUAAGGCAUUUGUCACCUAUGUGCCAUUUUCUAAAGAAGCAUCUAUCAGUUUACCAUUCUUUAACCAUGAAGAAGAUAUUAAUGGCUGCUUUGAUUUAGUUAUUCAAGAAGAAAUUUUGAGAUGGAAAACUGAGAAAUACUUCUUCCAAACAAUCAUAUUAAAAGCCACUGUUAUUGAGAAACAAACAUAUGCCAUGCAAAGUGUCACUGAAGAAAUUAACCUAGUUGUUGUACCCAUUGAGCUGACUUUUCCAAAUGUGGAUCUGCACUCACCUCAUUUUCAUUUAAGCCUUCCAUAUUUUGGAAAAGUUAAUGUAAACAAGCCUGAUGGUAAACCAGCACCAGGAGAAAUUAUUGAAAUUUGUUAUGAAGCUUAUCAACAGUCCAAUAUGCCAGCAUCUAAACACUGCAAGAAUUUUACUUCAGAAGCUGAUGGAUCAGUAGAAUUUGUUAUACCUGCUCAACCAAAUUUCAUUCAAGGGAUUUAUGUAGAGGCUGUGGCUACCAAGUACCCUAAUGUUGAUUCAAGAGGAAAAAGAGUUCUUUAUCAACCUAUGGAAUCCUUGUACUUGACACCAUGGUACUCACCCAGUGGCAGCUUUUUGGAGAUUCUUCCUAUUCACAGGAUUUCAGAAUGUCAAGAUAAACUUAAGCUUGAUGUGAUUUACACAACAGAUACUAUUGAACAAGCUCCUGCUAUGUUUGCUCAGAUGAUAAGAAGAGGAAUUCCAAUGAAACCUGUUAAAGUAGAGCAACUUCACAUUCAACAGUUGAAUCAGAAUAGUAAAAUGUUAAAAAACAUUAUUGUGGAUGAACAAGAAAUGCUAAGUGAUAGCUUCAUGAAGAAUACUUCUGUGAAAAUUCCAACCUUGCCAUAUAUUGCACAUACUUCAAUCGAACUUGCGAUAAAUGGAUCACUCACUCCUAUCAGCAGAGUAGUGGUAUUCUUUGUUAGAGGUGAUGGUGAGAUGGUAGCUGACUCUACAUUCUUCUUUACAGAAUGCCUUAAAAACAAUGUUAAACUCUCCCUUCAGAAAAAUAAACAUCUAGGUGCAAAGCUUAGUUUUGAUUUAGAAGCUAAUCAGAAUUCCCUGUGUAAUGUCCAAGUUUUUGAUAAAGCAUCAAAUAAGGAGUCAUCUAAAUGGACUAAAGAAAAGCUGUUUGACAUUCUUCGAUAUCAAGACAUUGGACGUUACAAUUAUCCCUUCCAAAAUGGACAAUGUCAAAGAACAGCUGGUGAAUCAGCUUCAACAAGUGAGGAUAUGUUGACAAGACCUCAUCAUUCUUCUUUGUAUGGUGAUUCCCUUGUGGCCUUUGAUGAUGCUGGUUUGGUGGUGAUGACAGAUCUAGCUUUAGAAACUAAACCCUGUAUUAGUUCUGAUGAAUUUUCAUAUCCCAUCGCUGUUGCUGCUAAAGGAAAUAGCUAUUACAAUGGACGUAAGUCAGCUAUGGAAAACCUAAAUACAUAUUUUAUCAAAACUCUGUUCUGGGAUUUAGUGGAAGUAAAUGGGAAAACUGAAAUUGAACAUGAUCUUCCUAAAGAAACAACUAAGUGGAGUGCAAAUGCUAUCUGUUUGAGUGAUAUCUCUGGCAUUGGAAUUAGUGAAUUAGUCAAUGCUGAAGUUCACAAACCAUUUUAUCUUGAUCUUAUUACUCCAUACUCCAUAGUUAAUGAUGAAAGUGUCGAGCUGAAGCCUAUGGUCUACAAUUACUUACCAGAAUGCCUUCCUUUAACAUUGACAUUAACAAUAGAAGAUUCUGAGCAGUUGAAGGCACAAGGUAAAACUAUGCAGUCUAUUUGUGUUUGUGGUAAUGAAAGUAAGACAGUCAACUUCAAGGUCAAAGGCCAAACCCCAGGAAAAGCCAUUGUAUCUGUGAAAGCAUCAUCUAACAAAGAUAAAAGUCAGUGUGACAAAACACCAGUGUCUGACAAACAUUUUGAAGACAUAGUUUCAAGGAAUAUUCAAAUUGAAACUAAUGACAAAUCUGAUACCAUCGAUAAACCUAGACAUAACUUCAACAUUAAGAUUUCUGGUGUUGACAUUGGAUUGGAGCAUUGUGGAAAACGUCGUUUAACACUAUGUUUGAGCCGUACAAAUACCACUGCUUCUCCAUCUAUGGUUGUGGCUGAUAUCAAGAUGCCUUCAGGAUUUGUUCCUGACUACAAGAGUUUAAAUGAGCUGGUUGUUAAAAGGGAUUCAUCUGUCUAUACUUUUAAACAAAAAGACAAUCAUGUGGAACUAUUAUUAGGAGAGAUAGAAGCUAGGUCAACGUGUUUCUCUUUCGCUAUAAUACAAGAAAUUAAAGUAACAGGUUUGAAAGAAGCUGUUGUAAAGAUUUACAAUAAAAAUGAGAAAGAUACUGAAACACUCUUCCAGUUUUUAGUGCCCAAGGAAUGCUCUAAGGUUAUUCAAGAAGAUAUAGUGUUCCAAGACUUUGUUCCUAAUGACUCACAACUAUAUAUGUCUAAGCCCAGUAAAUGCCCAGGUGCUCCUCUUAGUUGUCCAAAUUGCCUAAGUUCACUUGAUGGUGAUGUUCGUUACAAACUGAAUUCUUUCAAGUAUGUUCUGAUUGGAGAAAUGUUUAACAAGCCUAAAGAUGAUGAUGGUAGUUUAUGUGGCUCCUUCUCCAUUAUUAAGUUUCUAAAAGGUAACAAGAAACAUUUCAACAGAGAAGUCCACUUCAGAGUUAAGAAUAAUUGUGGAUGUAACCUGAUACAACGCACAAGAGGAAAAUUUAUAUUGAUCACAACCAGUAAAGUUUGGAUCAAGGAGAGCUAUUUGUUCACAUCACUUGUGCUCAGCCAAGGUGUAUAUGUAAUAAAUUAUGACAACUUGAAUGAUGUGAAAAAUGCACUUACACAGAGUGAUCAUGUCAGUGGAAGUCCAGAUGCUCCGUAUUCCUGUCCAUAUUGUUUACCUUCUGUUGAUAAACAUCUUCAAAAAAGUAUUUCUUCCUUUGACAAUGUUUUAAAAAUCAAGAUUCAGGAAAAUCCAACCAAAGGAAAAGAAAAAUUUUCUGGUUUCUUUGUGGUUACUGAGAAGUACAAGAGCCUCCAAGAUGACUUUGUAGAGCCAGUUACCUUCAGUGUUAAGAGUGGCUGCUUUUGUGAUUAUCUUACACCUGGCAAUUUUCUUCUGUUUGCUGGAAAUGAUGCUUGGACAGAAAUGAAUUACAAAAUGCAGAUGACAGACCAAGUGUACAUUGUAGCUUACAGCAGUACAAAUGAAUAUGAGGUUCAAAAAAAUCUAAAUUCAAUUAGUGAUGAUUACAGAGUAAGCGUAGCACCAUACUUAUAUACGGACUGCCCUCCAGAGCCUUUUACCUGUGUGAAAUGCCGAACCAGCAUAAACUACUAUUUGGAGAAGAUCAUUUGUAUCUUUGAUAUCAUUCUCAAGAUUGAUAUCAAGACACUUCCUGGUGUAGGUAACAAGGCUUCAUGUGGCAAGUUUGGGAUUGUCAAAUUCUACAGGGGAAAUGAAGAUGACUUUAAAUCUCAGAUCAGUUACCAUGUGAGGGAGGGCUGUUAUUGUAAGCAGCUUAAAACUGGUCUCUAUAUUUUACUGAGUGUGAAAGGUCCUUGGAGCAAAGUUGGCUACAAAUAUGAUGCUGUGCAGUUGACAGACCUAGUCUAUCUUCUAGAUUAUAACUCAAGAAAUGAAAGAACAAUUGAAAAGAAACUAAAGUAUUGUGAUCCUUAUCUACCACCUGUACCUUACCCUCCACCUGUACCCUACCCUCCACCUGGACCAUCUCCAAGUUGUCCUUCAGUUCCUUAUUCCUGUCUCAACUGUCAUCAUGACAUAGACUAUAGAUUGGAAGAAAUUAUUUGUACAUUUGAUUUCAUUCUCCAAAUUGACAUCAAGACGCUUCCUGGUUCAGGUAAGUAAUCAUAUGUAAUUU
Limulus polyphemus (Atlantic horseshoe crab) is the source of this 4750-nucleotide messenger RNA. RefSeq names its product ovostatin-like. Bases 49 to 4737 code for a protein of 1562 amino acids. Gene Ontology annotation, molecular function: endopeptidase inhibitor activity. Lineage: Eukaryota; Metazoa; Arthropoda; Merostomata; Xiphosura; Limulidae. Gene Ontology annotation, cellular component: extracellular region. The record is from RefSeq and is a predicted model, not a curated record. The transcript has 35 exons.